AUGAAUGGACAAAGUCUUCCUCAUAAUCAGCGUGUACCCGUUCAAGUUGAAGCUAUGGAGGAACCGCUGUAUGUAAACGCAAAACAAUACCACAGAAUUUUAAAGCGAAGGCAAGCUCGCUCAAGAAUGGAAAGUGAGGGAAGAUUAGCAAAGAAUCGAAAAAAAUAUCUUCAUGAGUCUCGACAUAAGCAUGCUUGUCGCCGGCGACGAAGUAACGGUGGUAGAUUCAUAACUAAAGAAGAAUCGGAGAAAAUGGUCUCAGAUAGCGAUCUUAGUAGCGAUCAAAUAGGACAGCGAGGCGAUGAUAUGUCUAAUCCAGAUAGUAUUAACAAUAAAUCUUCACAUUCAAAUAGCGUUGGACAAGGCGAAAAUAGCAACGGCAUCGAGAAAUCGUAA
This is a messenger RNA of Trichoplax adhaerens, 396 nucleotides long. RefSeq lists its product as uncharacterized. NCBI's taxonomy places the organism in Eukaryota, Metazoa, Placozoa, Uniplacotomia, Trichoplacea, Trichoplacidae. Gene Ontology annotation, biological process: regulation of transcription by RNA polymerase II. The transcript is spliced from 2 exons. Gene Ontology annotation, molecular function: RNA polymerase II cis-regulatory region sequence-specific DNA binding; DNA-binding transcription factor activity, RNA polymerase II-specific. The record is from RefSeq and is a predicted model, not a curated record. Bases 1 to 396 code for a protein of 131 amino acids.